Molecule: messenger RNA, 5537 nt
Organism: Pocillopora verrucosa
Lineage: Eukaryota; Metazoa; Cnidaria; Anthozoa; Scleractinia; Pocilloporidae
Product: rho guanine nucleotide exchange factor TIAM1
Biological process (GO): positive regulation of axonogenesis; small GTPase-mediated signal transduction; activation of GTPase activity
Cellular component (GO): synapse; membrane
Molecular function (GO): protein binding; guanyl-nucleotide exchange factor activity
Source: RefSeq, a predicted model, not a curated record
AUGGAAUUGUAUUACCAUGGGAGUUUGACUGGAGUGUGACAAACGAAGACAAUAUUGGAAACAAAGAAAGUCAACCGUCUGGUCCCCAAUUUGGGGGCCAGAUCGGCUUGUUUCCUUCAACUGCAAAUAGUUUUGAGGCUCAUGAAGUCACCAAGUACAUCGAGAAUUGGAGCAAAGAUGGAGGCAUUCAAGUCAUACGUUCCCUUGCAGAAGUUAAUACCUUGUCGUCAGAUGAUGGUCCUUUGAGAUGGGUCCCUGUGGUAGAAAGUGUGAUACCAAUUACCAUUCACAGAAAGAAGGUGGAAACAGGAGAUGUGUUCCUUGUAACAGCAUUGAUGAACAAUGAGACUGUCUUUAGUGCAGAAAUAAACUUGAAUGAAAUUCGGCUCAAGAAGACAUCUGAGUGUUUUGUGCAGUGGAGAAAUCGUAAAUCAAAGAGUCAUGCAUGGGGACUGAACUUUGUAUCAGAAGAAGAAGCUCAGAAGUUCUUAGAUUUUUGCAGUCCUGGACGGGUGCGUUCCACAUCAACCACAUCAUCAUCAAAUCUAUCACUGACCAAUCAGCCAAAAUCAGGUGGACAGACCAAGUUACAAUCAAGGAAAGAUAGCCAAGGGAGUUCUGAUACACCAACAAUCCAGAUUAAUGACACUGAUUUAAAAAACAAAUCUCCAAUCAAUGGUACUCUCUGUAAUAACAUUGGUGACCACUACCAGUCCAGCAGUACCCUUGUAGCUACAGAAACACAUACUCCUAUCAGUUCUCGCACAAGUACACCAAUACCCCGUUUACAAAGCAAUGGUGACCCUGACAGUGGAUUUGGCAUGGAAGAUGUUGGUAGUGAUUCACUUGACUCUCGUAAUAUGACACAUAUUUCACCUUCUCAUGAAAACCAUCUUUCUUCACGCUUAUCUGUUGCCAGUGACUCAGAUUACUCAGUUAGUUCCAGGAGUAACUUAUCUGAUGUGGAUGACUUGGAAAUGAGCUACUUUAAGACUGUUGCUGAUUUGAAUGCUAAUGACAGACCUGUGGACAUUUGUGCCUCAUUUCAUGAUGAAGGAGACCUUAAUAGUAGCUGUGGAACAGACUUGAAACCACAGUCAGGAAUUGCUCAGUCACGUCAGGGGGGUGCAACUCGUAAGGCAGGCUGGCUGUCUGUAAAACACGUCCUUGUAAGAGUAAAGACAAGCAAAGUGGAGCAGGCAUCAGAUAGGAAGUGGCGAAAAUGUUGGGUGUCACUCAAAAGUGGUGCCCUGAAUUUUUAUUUUUGCAAUGAAAAGACUGUAAGUCCCCAGGAUUUGGAUGAACCAAAUUUUUCAUUGGAAAUUGAUGGCUGUGUUGCCCAAGCUGUGCCAGAACAUGCCAAGUUAGAUCAUGUGUUUAGUGUUAGCUCCAGACUUGGGGAAGGAUACUUCUUCCAGGCAUCUAAUCAGACCGAUCUUGAGAACUGGAUAACAGCAAUACAUUCAAUGGCUGCAUCAGUCCUGGCAGGAGCAGGACAGAAGGGAAAGCAUGAAAUGCUACGUAUUCUUACAACAGAGAUCAGUAGAGUUGAAAAGAAAAUAUCUUCGGAUUCCAAACUUAAGAAAAUGGCAGAGUUACAGUCCACUGUUGUUACUGAUUCCAAGAAUAAACAGGCCUUUCUUGAUCAGAUAUCAAAGUGGGAUAAAAACUUAGAACAGCUCAACAUUGACUUCUAUCGGCUUCAGUGCUACACAGCAGCCAUCCAAGGCAGCCAAUUACCCAAUCCUCAGACACUUCUAGCUUGUGUUUCAAGAAACACGAAACAGAUCCUUUCAAGACUAAAUAUCUUUUCAGUUAUGUCAUUCCAUGCUGUUGUAAGUGCUAGAGACCCGAGCACUGAUGCAGAAGUAAAAACAAGGAACAAAGCAAAGAGAUCAGCUAGCUCUGUAGGCAAGCUGAAAAGUGCUUUGCUUACAUCACUGAGAAUCAAUGAUGCAGCAAGUGUUAAGUCUAUCAGGGAUCGUUACUCUGGAAAAGGUUCUGGAACACCAAGAUUAAAACGACAAUUGCAACCGAACUUAGAUAGCAUAGAUGAUAUGCCAGAGGAGGAAGGUGCCUUGGUGGAGAGCAGCUCUUUAUCAUCAAGUCACUCAGACUGGAAAAACCUUGGAAACUUUCUCCGCAUCAGCCUGGAUAACAAUCAAAGCACUGUAAUACCUUUACACAAUGAAAUGACUAUAUUAGAGGUGGUUGAAAAUACUUGUAGCAAACGUCAACUGAACCCAGAGGCCUAUUACCUUAAACUCGGAUUAGAAGAUGAUUCAGGUGUAACAGACUACACCAUUCCCCUCCAGGAUUCUUUGCUAGAGAGUCAUAACUAUAACUGUCUCAGGUUAUGUGAGAAGUGUACUUUUACUAUAGAGUUGGAACGUUCAAUGGAGAUUGAUAGGCUUGAUUUUGGUAUAUCAGUGGAGAGUAAGGAUGAAGGCAUUGUGGUUAGCUCAGUUGAGGAAGGGAGAUUAGCACAUGUUCAAGGUGUUAGGGCUGGAGAUGAAAUUCUUGCUGUAAAUGAUAUUAAAGUAGAAGAAGUAGAAAAUGCAGUGGAAGAUCUCAGAGAAGCGCUUAAGGACCCAUCCAUUACCUUGUUACUGCGUUCAUGCCGUGAUGAACCACCAGUGGCAAAUAAGGUGACAUCAGAUGCCAUUAUCACCAGUCUUGUUGUUCAGCCGCCUCCUAAAAUAAGUGAUACAAUUCCUGAGCAAGAUCUAAGUGACCUCAUUGUUCCUCCACCUCAAUCUUUCGACGAAGAUUCUGCAGUGGAUACGGAAAGCGUUAUCACAAGCUAUACCGAAGACCUGAGUAGUCCUUCGUCAAUACCAUCCGGCAAGAGUGUGGACGAACUUCUUCAGCGUGCUGAACAGGUAACGCUGUUCUGUAGGCGGCAGGUGGAAUACUCAGACGACGAAGAACCCAAGCCGAGUGUUCGUCUUAGCCAAGCACAAAAGCUGCGGAAAGUUAUCAUUGAACUUGUCGACACAGAAAGAUCUUACGUGAAGGAUCUGAGACUUUUACUUAAACGUUAUCUUGACCCCAUGAAAGAUGAAAACUUCAUGUCACAAUCAGAGGUUCAAGCGUUAGUGUCAACUGUUCAUGAUAUAUUAGAGUUUCAAGUGAAAUUCCUUAAGGAAAUUGAAAGGCCAGUAGAAACAGAGACUGGAUUUGAAGAGUUCAGUGCCGUUGAACAAUUUCAGAACGUUAUAUACACGAUCGGAGAGACAUUUUUCAACUACACGGAACAUUUCAAGCUUUACAGUGCGUUUUGUUCCAGUCACUCAAGGGUUGUUGAACUACUUCAGUCAGGAUCAAACACGGCGCUGCAUGAGUUCCUUCAUGCCCGUAAUCCAAAGAAUCAGCAUUCAGGGACGUUGGAAUCUUACCUUAUCAAGCCAAUUCAGCGUGUAGUAAGGUACCCUCUACUAUUGCGGACAAUCUUAAAGCUCCUGGAUAGCUCCAGUGAAGAAUAUAAUUGCCUUUUAGAGGCUGUGACUGCAAUUGAAAAAGUUGCUGAGCACAUUAACGAGAUGCAGAGGAUUACAGAGCAGUUCUCACCGGUUUUUCAUCAACUGAUUGAAGAGUUUGGAGUAUUCGAGCUUGCUGACGUCAGCAUAGAUCGGCUGACACAUCAUGGGAAAGUUCGUUGGCUCAAUUGCCCGGAUGACCUACUGAAAAGUGGAACGCUUAAAAAGUACCCAGUCUCUCCCAGAAUUGGAAAAAAGAUGACUCCAGGGACCAUGCAUCUUUUCGCAUUUGAAAAAGUGUUGAUUCUUCUUUACUUGGAGCGGAAACAGAAAAAGAAAGAAAAAGAUCGGCCCACUUCUUUAAGAUCAUCGGAUGAAAUCAAAUUUAAAACUAUUAUCCCAGCUUCUUCACUGGUUGUGCGAGACCACUGUUGGUUAAAUGAUGGUCCGGAGCCAAUACAUUCGUGGGAAUUGGUGAACAUUAGCGAUACAGCAGAGAUUGGCAGACAAGAAUGUGCAUAUGUGUUUGCAAACAAAACUGCAGAAGAAAAGAGAGAGAUGGUUAAGUGCAUCAAAGAGGCAAUAAAGCGGAGCAUCAAGGCUGGUUAUAAUUUAGCAAACGCCAUUGCGCCAAGAUCGCCAAGCUUCCGACGUAACAACGCAGACGACAAGCUCAAUGCAUCGGAUCCAGGCCCCUUCUUACGUCUCACCAGUGAUCAAUCGUCGCUUUUCCGCCGAUCGUUCAGUCACAAUCCCGAAGGUUUUCGAAAUCGGAGAACAUCGCUCGAGAGCGACGCGACCCAUAGUUCGGAUGGUUCCGGAGAAACCGAGUCCAUCAGCAGUGCUACCACUCGAGAUAGAAAGUACAGUUUGAAGAAAAAGAACAAAGUGGUAUCUCCUUUGGGGUUAGAAGAUGUUCAAAUUAACUUAUAAAAGUUUAAAUGGAUGUCGCAAUUUAUUGCACCAAGUUCAUACUAAAGAUCUAGAGUUUUAUUUUUCUAUACUGAUUUUACUGUAAAAAGGAAAGAGUAUCGUUGUAAAAAAUACUUCGUUAUUUAUGUUGUCGUUGUCGUUGACUUCGAUUUUUUACUUUCAUGUUUCAAAGUUUGACUUACUUUUUAGUGUGACUCUUUAGUUUGUGUUUUUUUAAAUCUGCAUGAAAAAAAUCGCACUUGAGUUAUUCCUAGAUGACAGGUUACAGUCAGUACUUGUAGCUUUAAUUACUUUAUGCAGAGGGUCUAUGUAUUCAGGCAAGAGAGCGAUGGUAAAUAAUGUUCUUUCUCACCCUGGGCUGCUAUCACAUUACACGAGAAAUCCUGCGUUCUUUUUCUUGUCCCUAAUAAGUUAUUUAUGGGCGGUCUGAAAAGGGUACAUGUAAAGAAGAAAUUUCUACAUAAUCAUAACCGUGGUAAUUUGAACUUUGCGUGUUAAGUCAUGGUGAUUGAUCAGACAAUUUAAUUCUUAAGCAGCUCUUAAGCCUUACAAUUAUGUAGUCGUUGGCUGUGGAGAUAAAGAAUACUUACCCAAAUCGUUGUAAAAUACUGAAUUUCCAAAUGUGAAAAAUUGAAUACAUGGUGAUUGAAUUCACUGUUGUAUUUCUCCUAUCAUAUCUGUGACUUGGUGAGGUAUACUUACUGAAAUGUUCAUCACAAAAACAUGCCCGCUCUUACUUUUUGUUUGUUUGUCUGUUUGUUUUUUGCCUGACCAUGUAUCAGCUUUAAAGGCUUGUUAGAUAAUCUUCCUUUAUGUUUCUGCUCCGCAUAGUACCAAACCAAAACGUCAGCAAGGCGCAAGGUCUUUCCAAAAGUUGCGUUUGCCAUGGAAACCUUCUAAGUAGAAGAUGCAGAUGUAGACGCUAUUUAGUGCUUCUCUUUCUCGUUCCAAAUUUCUUCUUUAUGUACCACCAUGCUUAAGUCCUCAGUGGCAAAUCGUUUCUCAUGGAUCUUGUGUUUGCAAACUCUUUCGGUGUGUUCAAAUUAUUUUGGUAGAUUUGUGGGGUGUCUGUAGGGAUGAUACAUCAAAAUCUGUAACUCAAUAAAUUAUUUGUUCAUAUUUAAA